Notodromas monacha is the source of this 441-nucleotide messenger RNA. Lineage: Eukaryota; Metazoa; Arthropoda; Ostracoda; Podocopida; Cyprididae. The record is from the annotation of a GenBank genome assembly.
GCUGGGUCGGGUAUUGGCCAACAAUUGGCACUUUUAUUGGCCAAGGCGGGCUGUCAUGUAUCAUUGAGUGAUGUCAAUGAGCAAGGGUUGGCGAAAACAGUUGAACUGCUACAAGGCACCAAUGUACGUGUCACCACGAAAAAAUUAGACGUCUCAGACCGUUUAGCGAUGCAAGCGUGGGCUGAAGAAACCGUACAAAAUCAUGGUUCUGUGAAUAUGAUUUUUAAUAAUGCCGGCGUUGCUUUGGGUUCAACCGUAGAAGGUGCAUCCUAUGAAGAGCUGGAAUGGAUCGUGGGGAUUAAUUUCUGGGGUGUGGUCUAUGGCACCAAAGAGUUUUUGCCUUAUAUUAAGAAAACAGGCGAUGGGCAUAUCAUCAAUAUUUCAAGCUUGUUUGGUUUGACUGCUCAACCGACCCAGUCUGCCUACAAUGCAACUAAGUUU